Molecule: messenger RNA, 1600 nt
Organism: Onthophagus taurus
Lineage: Eukaryota; Metazoa; Arthropoda; Insecta; Coleoptera; Scarabaeidae
Product: synaptic vesicle glycoprotein 2B-like
Biological process (GO): transmembrane transport
Cellular component (GO): membrane
Molecular function (GO): transmembrane transporter activity
Source: RefSeq, a predicted model, not a curated record
UAAAGUAAAGAUCGUUCAUAUUAAAACAUCUCGAUUAAGUAAUUUUUGAUCGUUUUAAAAUGGUACAAAUGAUUAAGUCUUUCGAAAAGAAACCAGAAAAUUUUGAAAGUGCAAUUUCAAAAGCUGGAUAUGGAAAAUUUAAUAUUUAUCUCUUAUUAAUUUGUGGGGGAUGUUUAAUGACUGUAAUUAUGGAGACGAUGGGGAUGAUGUUUGUGAUUCCAUCCGCGGAAUGCGAUCUCCAAUUAGAUCUUUUUCUAAAAAGUGUUUUAGCUUCGAUUAGUUUUUUGGGGGUUGUUUUAAGCUCCCAUUUAUGGGGAUUUCUCGCCGACACUAAAGGAAGAAGAAAAGUGUUAUUAUUAAGCAUGAUAGUUGGAUUUUUAUCGAGUUUAGCUUCGAGUAUUGCCCCAAAUGCCGAAUUAUUUAUUAUUCUCCGAUUUAUUAAUGGAUUUUUUAUUGGUGGAGCUUCCGCUGUAAUUUAUGCUUACAUAGGUGAAUUUCACAACCAAAGAUUUCGCCCAAAAGUCGUGGCUUGGAUCGCAACUUUCGUAGCUUUAGGAAACAUCGUUUUGCCGUUUUUAUCGUGGUUAAUAAUCCCUUUAGAUGUAGAUUUAAAAAUUCUUGGGGUAGAAGUGAAGCCUUGGAGGUUAUUGGUGGCUUCUUUUGGGGCUCCGAGUUUAAUUUGGGCGAUUGGGCUUUAUUGUUUCCCGGAAAGUCCGAAGUACUUGAUGGCGCAAGGAAAUAGCGACGAAGCUUUCGAAGCGAUUAAAACAAUUUAUUCUGUUAAUACGGGAAAAAGCAAGGAAAAUUUCCCCGUUUCUGAUCUAAUUUUAGACGAAAUCCCGAUGGAAAAAGAUAAAAAAAAUGGAAUAUUUAAAACGAUUUGGUCCCAAACUGCCCCGUUAUUUAAAAAACCUUAUUUAACCAAAACCCUCAUGGUGUGUUUCUUACAAUUUGGAACAUUCGCUAGUUCUUCCGGCUUAUUUAUGUGGUACCCAGAAAUUUUAAACCGAAUUGAACAAUACCCAUUUCAAGAUAUCACUUGUACAGCACUUUCUUAUGGAAACAUCGAAGAAGAUGAUUCGAUUUGUUUUGAUUCAAUGAACGAAUCGGUUUAUAUCCCAUCGAUUAUAAUAGGGGGAGCUUUGGCAGUACUUUACAUAAUCUCCGGGACGAUUAUUAAUCGAUUAGGGGCCAAAAAUUUGUUAAUCAUCAUCUUGGGAGUCUCCGCAGGAUGCGGAAUCGCUUCUCAAUACAUCAAAAUUGACUCCUGGUCGAAAAUUUUAAUGGGAAUCUUUCUUUUAAGCAGCGCAGGAGUUGGAAUUAUUAACACGAUAACCGUUGAAUUAUAUCCAACGCAAUUACGAGGCAUGGCUUUGGCCAUUUCUUUGAUGGCAGGAAGAUUUGGGGCUGUUGCUGGGUCAAAUGUAACCGGACAAUUAGUUUAUAAAGUUUGCGAAUAUACGUUUUAUGUUUUUGCAGCUGAUCAUAUCGUUUUAAUUAUUGUAACAUUUUUAUUACCGGCAGCAUCUAAAUUACGUCCCAUGAUUGAACCUAUAACGUGAAUAAUAAAAUUGUAUUGUUAUAAAUUAAAUUUGUUAAU